UUCCAUCUCUCCCACGUGACGAGAAAACGCCAAAAAUACCAUGUCCUUCUACACGAAUCAUGAUGAACUACAAAUUAGCAACCCCACACCGAUUGAAAAUGCUUUCUUGAUGAUCUUCUAUCAAAUUAUCUCACAGCCAUUUUGAUCUUUCUCAUUUUGGGUAACUGCAGUCCACCAAAUCUUCCCCACCUUAUGUAGAAGCAUUCAAGCAAAGCAAUUACCGAAUGUUGAUCUAGAGGAAACAGAGCAUCACCCGUCUCGCGAUUUUCCGUCGCCGGAAACAAUGGCCGAGAUGUCCGUGAGGGAUUUCGUGAUGGGAUGGGUGGUGGGGUCGUCGGCGGAGAGAAUGGGGCAGCUGUGGGGCACAGUGAAAGUAACAUUCAUGGCGCGGGGAGUGAGAUUUGGUCUAUUUAUUUGCUUGAUAAUGUCGACGAUGCUGUUCGUGGAGUGGGUUUACAUUGGGGUGGCUGUUGCAUACGUGAAGCUGUACAAGAGGAAGCCCGAGAAGAGGUACAAAUGGGAGGCGAUUGAGGCCGACCCAGAAACUGGGAAUGCGCCUUUCCCUAUGCUUCUUGUUCAAAUCCCCAUCUUCAACGAGAAAGAGGUUUUCAAGCUUUCGAUUGGUGCAGCGUGUAAACUGUCAUGGCCUGCUGAUAGGCUUCUCAUUCAAGUCAUGGAUGGUUCUACCGACACUCUUGUCAAGGAAAUGGUGGAGAAGGAAUGUGUGAGGUGGGCGAGUGAGGGCAUCAACAUUAGAUACCAAAGUAGAAAUACAAGGGAAGGCUUCAAAGCUGGAGCACUCAGAGAAGGCUUGGGGUAUGACUAUGUUCAAGAAUGCCAGCACGUUGCCAUUUUCGACUCUGAUUUUCAGCCUGACCCUGACUUUCUGCGACGUGCUGUCCCUUUUCUCCUUCACAACCCGGAUGUUGCUCUCGUUCAGGCCCGUUGGAGGUUUGUGAAUGCAGAUGAAUGCUUACUGACUAGACUGCAAGAAAUGUCUCUGGACUAUCACUUCAUUGCUGAGCAAGAAGUUGGAUCAUCCAUCUACGAAUUCUUUGGAUUCAAUGGAAGUGGUGGCAUAUGGAGACUGGCAGCAAUGAAAGAGGCUGGAGGGUGGGAUGACAGAACCACUGCAGAAGACAUGGAUCUUGCGAUUCGAGCUAGCCUACAAGGCUGGAAACUUCUUUAUGUAGGAAACCUUGAGGUGAAAAGUGAGCUGCCCUCUACUUUUAAAGCAUUCCGUUCGCAGCAGUAUCGUUGGUUCUGUGGCCCGAAUAACUUGUUCAGGAAGACCGUGAUGGAUAUUGCUAGGUGCAAGAAAAUAUCAGUGUGGAAGAAGAUUUAUAUGAUGUACAACUUCUUCGUAGUCCGAAAGAUAAUUGGGCAUACAUGCAUAUUCUUUUCAUACUGUAUAGUGCUGCCAUUGACGAUUCUGGUACCAGACGUUGAUGUCCCAAAAGGUGGUGCAGUUUUCGUGCCCUGCAUCAUCACUGCCAUAAACGUAGCCUUUGCGACUCCAAGGUCACUCCAUCUAGUUGUUGUCUGGGUGCUGUUCGAGUGUGUGAUGUCGUUCCACCUCACAAAGGCCAUAUUUAUGGGUCUGCUGGGGACGAAGAGCGCUAAUGAGUGGCUCGUGACUCAAAAACAUGGAGACAGCGCAACGAGGAAGAUUCAGAGUGAAGCAAGUGCACCAAAGAGAUCACUCUAUGAAGUUAUCAGAAGCAGGAUUAUGUUGAGUGAGGUGGGAUUUGGGAUGUUUCUUUUCAUGAGUGGAAUAUAUGGAUUCCUAUAUAGAAAUGAUUACUAUUUCAUAUACCUCUUGAUUCAAGCCUUCAUGUUUACAAUUGUGGGGUUUGGGUUUGUUGGGAAAAUACUUCCUUAGUUAGCAGCAGCAGCAGAAAUGGAUUGAUUAAUUCAUAUUCUUUACAUGUAGUUUAGCAGAUCAUUCUUUGAUUUAUUGAAUCUGAUGAAUCAAAAAUUAUUCAUUGUUUGUCAGCUAAGUGAAACAGUCUUUCUCAGACAUUAUGUAUUCUCUUGCAACUUUAGAUUGUUAACACCUGAGUAUCUUAGCUCAAUGGUAUUUGUAAUUUUUGUCAAAUUGAGUGAUCAAGGUAUGGAAUUAUUUAUUUAUUUAUUUA
Molecule: messenger RNA, 2138 nt
Organism: Salvia miltiorrhiza (redroot sage)
Lineage: Eukaryota; Viridiplantae; Streptophyta; Magnoliopsida; Lamiales; Lamiaceae
Product: glucomannan 4-beta-mannosyltransferase 1-like
Exons: 9
Coding region: 284-1882 (532 amino acids)
Cellular component (GO): Golgi apparatus
Molecular function (GO): mannan synthase activity
Source: RefSeq, a predicted model, not a curated record